This is a messenger RNA of Arachis ipaensis, 1031 nucleotides long. The record is from RefSeq and is a predicted model, not a curated record. NCBI's taxonomy places the organism in Eukaryota, Viridiplantae, Streptophyta, Magnoliopsida, Fabales, Fabaceae.
UUCAAUUUCUGUGCACUUAGACCUCGGUUUAAUUUUCUGUGAACUGAACUGAACUGCUUACUUCCUGAAUCCUAAAUUCUUUUUUAAUGAAAAUUAUAAAGAAGCACCUGAUGUUAUGCGAGGUUUGCUUGAUCUUGUUACCUUGUAUUGCAAGUGUAACAAUUUGGAUUCAGUUCAGGCAAUGAAAGAAAUACAUUUAUAUAGAGAUCGGAAGGAAAGUUUUGAUAGACAAGAAGUUAUUCCAGCUGCAUCUGAACUUAAGCCUGAUGAAUGGUGGAGGUUAUUCGGAGGCUCUGCUCCAUGUCUACAAAAGAUAGCUGUUCGCAUUCUUAGCCAAGCAUCUGCUUCUUCUGGGUGUGAGAGAAAUUGGAGCCUUUUGGACCAGAUUCAUACAAAAAGAAGAAAUAGAUUGGAGCAUGAUAGACUGAAUGACAUUGUUUAUGUUACCUAUAAUUUGCGUCUUAAAUCCAGGAAGGAAAAAGAAAAAAGAAAGCAAAAGACACGACAUGAUCCAAUUGAUUAUGAAAGUAUCAGUCAAGUUGACUUCUGGGUGACUGAAGAGGUUGUAGAGAAAGAGUCUGAUCUUUCUAGUAAUGUGGAUGACUUAUUGCAUGAGUAUAGUAUAUUUAGUUUCUAAUGAUUUAUUAGAAUGUUGCUAGUUUAUAAUAUAAUGAUAACAUUUCUAUUUUAUUAGGUGAAAUUGAUGCUGAUUUAUAUCAAAGUGGCGGUGGUAGUAGUGGUCUUUAUGCUGCAUCUCUUUCUUCUGCUGAUCAGGGUGGGAAUGAAGGUGAAGAUCAUCCCACCGAAGCAGAUUUGCAACAAGUUCUUGCGGAUUUUGAUAAUUGAUAAACCAUGAUGUUGGGAUUUAAUAUUUACAUAUGCUUUUAUUACUAUUUAACUUUUGAGUUUGGAUUUUGAUAAGAUCAUAUGUAUUUGGUUGAUGAUAUUUUAUGUAGUGUUUUUAAUUUCGAAUAUAUUUUAAGAUUUGUAUCAGACUAUAAUUAUAUUUUAGGAUGUGUAUUUAUAAUUUA